AUGGCUCCUGGAAACAAAUAUUCCGUCAUUUUACCGACCUACAACGAGAGGAAGAACCUGCCCAUUAUUGUCUUUUUGCUCAACGACAGCUUCACGAAGAAUGGCUUGGAAUACGAAAUCAUCAUUGUCGAUGAUGCCAGUCCAGAUCAUACCGCUGAAAUUGCAAGACAACUGCAGACAGCAUUUCCCAACCGGAUCAUCCUCAAGGAACGUUCGGGGAAGCUUGGACUGGGCACCGCGUACGUUCACGGUCUCCAAUUCGCUACAGGAAAUUUUGUGAUCAUCAUGGACGCCGAUUUUAGCCAUCACCCCAAAUUCAUACCUGAUAUGAUUCGAGUUCAAUCGACAAAAGACUAUGACAUUGUGACUGGUACAAGAUAUUCUGGAAAGGAUGGAGGCGUCUACGGCUGGGAUCUAAAGAGGAAGCUUGUCUCAAAAGGCGCAAACAUCUUCGCGGAUACUUUACUCCGUCCAGGUGUAAGUGACCUCACUGGCAGCUUCAGGUUAUACAAAAAGGACGUGUUGGAAAAGGUUAUCAUGAAAGUGCAAAGCAAAGGGUAUGUAUUCCAGAUGGAACUUAUGGUACUGGCGAAGUCAAUGGGAUACUCUGUCGCUGAGGUGCCUAUUAGCUUUGUAGACCGUUUAUACGGGGAGUCGAAGCUUGGGUCAUCAGAGAUCGCGGAGUAUGCAACGGGGGUUCUGAGCUUAUGGAUGAGGGUCUAG
Messenger RNA from Venustampulla echinocandica, 723 nucleotides. Its product is annotated as Glycosyltransferase family 2 protein. Gene Ontology annotation, molecular function: dolichyl-phosphate beta-D-mannosyltransferase activity. The transcript is spliced from 3 exons. Gene Ontology annotation, cellular component: endoplasmic reticulum membrane. The record is from RefSeq and is a predicted model, not a curated record. Gene Ontology annotation, biological process: GPI anchor biosynthetic process; protein O-linked glycosylation via mannose. NCBI's taxonomy places the organism in Eukaryota, Fungi, Ascomycota, Leotiomycetes, Helotiales, Pleuroascaceae. The coding region runs from base 1 to 723 and encodes 240 amino acids.